AUGAAGGAGAUAAGGCGGUCGGCAGCGAUUGCGGCGCUCAGUGAGUUGAAAGAUCCCUUCAGCUCGCUGGUAGCAAGAGAGAAAGUCGAUCCCUUGGUCAAGUCCUCUGCCUUUCUCUCCGAUGGCCCCACACUCGGUCUAGGAGCUGCCGUCGUGAAGGACUCAAGACUGCCCGAUCGCCUCACAGUGACCAGCGUCUUUGAGUCGAGUCCUGCAGAACAAGCAGGGCUGAGGACGGGGGAUAUCAUAACGCGCAUCGACGGUGUGCGGGUCGACGCUACGACGUCGUUGGAGGAGGUGUCAGGGAUGGUGAGCAAGAGGGAGGCUGGUCAGGUCGAGCUCGAGAUGGAAAGACCUGGGAUGGCGAGGACGAUGAAGAUUAGAGCACAAGCUCGUGCACAGGCGAUGGAGACUCCAUCCGUUCCUCUUGCUUUCACUGCGAGGAGUCCAGCUGGAAGCACAGGGUACAUGAAGCUCAAGGACAUGGGGCCUUCGUCGCCAAUGGAGGCAGAGGUAGAGAGAGCGUUGCCGAUGCUUGCUGCUGUGCGGGACAUUCUCAAGGAGUCUGAAGGAGAGUUAAGAGCUAUGAUUGUAGACCUGAGGGACAACCCUGGUGGGCUGCUGUCAUCUGCAAUCGCUGGCUUGUUCAUGCCGGAGGGCAGCCCUGUGGUCGACACCUGCCUCAAACGGGGGACUGCUGCAUCGCAAGAGGGAGGAGAAGACAGCAAGCUUCAGACUAGCUGCCCGGGGAACACAAUCAGAGAGAGAUACUUGACCCCGGAGAACUCCUUGUCUCAGGAGUUGAGAGCGGUCAAGAUUGCCAUCCUUGUCAACUCGGCGACGAGGAGUAGCGCGGAGGUUCUUGCUGCUGCGAUCCAGGACCUAGACAGAGGUGUCAUCAUAGGGGAAGAGACAUACGGCAAGGCGUCAGCACAGCAGGUCAUGAAGCUCGGGGAAAGCGACAUCGUGCGGUUAACUACCUCGAUCCUCCUCUCCCCGUCCGGAAGAUGCGUGUCCAAGUUCACCCCUCCCCAAGUGCAGGAGGUGGUCGACAGACAGGCCAAGACGGUGAAUGGAAGGCCAGUGAGGGGUGGUAGCGGGGUCCAGCCCGACGUCCAAGUGAGCGCGGGGAGGGGUGGGAGGGUCGGAGAGCUCUUGACUCUGAGAGGAGUCUACUUCGACUUCGCUUCCUUGUGGUGCGAGAGGCAUGGAGCCAUGGUGGAGAAGAACCUGGAGCCCGUUGGAACAUCCUCAACGUCUGACAUCGUUGCUUCUAUCAGGAGCUCCGAGGAGGAAAUCUGGACCAGCUUCUCCUUGUAUGUGGCAGAUUUCCUCAAGACGCGGGAGGCGCGUGACCCGGAGGUCGACCGGCUGAUGGAGAAGCUGAAGAGCGACGGUAUGGUGAAGUCCCUGCACAGCCUAGCGCUCCUCGAGGUCAGUAGAUAUGUAGCAUCCUCGCUCAGGGCGAUGGAGGUAGAGCAGCAAGACCUUCUUGCCCUCCUGCAGGCCAACAGGAAGGAGGUCCAGACCCGGCUGCACGACGCCAUCCUCACAAGGUUCCUCAAGAACAGUGAACGGCUCCUUGCCUCGCUCGAGGUCGAUGACGCUUACGCUGAAGCUGUUCGGGUCCUGAGCAGCGGGAGGUAUGAAGCGAUCCUACGAGGUUCCGAACAAGGUCAGCGCACAGGGAGGGAGGAGAACGCCCUUAAGAAGCGUCGCCCUGCCAUCGCCGGCUACGAUCGGUCAGCACUCUGUUUGGGAGGACAAACCUGCAACAACAACGAGUAUGUCUAUGUGAAGAUCAUAUGA
Messenger RNA from Guillardia theta CCMP2712, 1809 nucleotides. RefSeq lists its product as hypothetical. Gene Ontology annotation, biological process: proteolysis. The transcript is spliced from 13 exons. Gene Ontology annotation, molecular function: protein binding; endopeptidase activity; serine-type peptidase activity. Bases 1 to 1809 code for a protein of 602 amino acids. The record is from RefSeq and is a predicted model, not a curated record. NCBI's taxonomy places the organism in Eukaryota, Cryptophyceae, Pyrenomonadales, Geminigeraceae.